Messenger RNA from Danio aesculapii, 7037 nucleotides. It is a transcript of the gene gpd2, whose product is annotated as glycerol-3-phosphate dehydrogenase 2 (mitochondrial). Gene Ontology annotation, biological process: glycerol-3-phosphate metabolic process. The record is from RefSeq and is a predicted model, not a curated record. Gene Ontology annotation, molecular function: calcium ion binding; glycerol-3-phosphate dehydrogenase (quinone) activity. NCBI's taxonomy places the organism in Eukaryota, Metazoa, Chordata, Actinopteri, Cypriniformes, Danionidae. Bases 126 to 2315 code for a protein of 729 amino acids. The transcript is spliced from 18 exons. Gene Ontology annotation, cellular component: mitochondrion; glycerol-3-phosphate dehydrogenase (FAD) complex.
CCUGUCAGUGCACUUCCUGGAUUCCUCAAUAAGUAACAUUGUAACAUCACACAGUUGAUAGCUUCUCUGUCCAUGAAUUUCCUUUUUAGACACCAUCAUCAUCACCGUCGCCAAAAGCAGGAUCCAUGGCUUUCAGAAAGGCAGUAAAGGGAACUCUAAUAGGGGGCGGAGCUGUAGCCACAGCCUUUGGCCUAUCACAGUUCUUUGAAUACAGGAAGAAUCAGCCUAAAAGGGCUCGGUUGGCAUAUGUCGAGGCACAGGGUGAGCUAAAGGUGCCAUUUAAAGAUGCUCUUCCUACAAGAGAGGAACAGCUUUCAACAUUGCGAAACACCGAGGAGUUUGACGUCCUGGUUGUUGGCGGCGGAGCCACAGGCUCAGGAUGUGCCUUAGAUGCUGUCACACGGAAUCUGAAGACCGCCCUAGUAGAACGCAGUGAUUUUUCAUCGGGCACCAGCAGCAGGAGCACCAAGCUCAUUCACGGAGGAGUCCGCUAUCUGCAGAAAGCCAUCAUGAAACUAGAUUAUGAGCAGUACAUGAUGGUGAAAGAAGCCCUUCACGAACGUGCCAAUCUGCUGGAAAUUGCCCCUCACCUAUCCGCACCUUUACCCAUAAUGCUUCCUGUUUACAAGUGGUGGCAGUUGCCAUAUUACUGGGCUGGCAUUAAAAUGUAUGACCUGGUUGCCGGAUCUCACUGUCUGAAGAGCAGUUACGUCUUGAGCAAGAGCAAAGCACUGGAGUUCUUCCCAAUGCUGAAGAAAGACAAACUGGUGGGAGCCAUUGUCUACUAUGACGGACAGCACAAUGAUGCCCGCAUGAACCUGGCCAUCGCUCUUACAGCUGCCCGUCAUGGUGCUGCUAUUGCUAACUAUACAGAAGUUGUUCAUCUGCUAAAGAAACCAGACCCCAAAACAGGCCAGGAGAAAGUAUGUGGAGCCCGAUGCCGAGAUGUGGUCACAGGGCAGGAGUUCGACAUUCGUGCCAAAUGUGUCAUCAACGCCACCGGUCCCUUUACUGACUCACUCCGCAAAAUGGACAACCAGAAAACUGCCAACAUCUGCCAGCCUAGUGCAGGAGUACACAUAGUCAUCCCUGGAUAUUACAGUCCAGACAACAUGGGGCUCUUAGACCCUGCCACUAGUGAUGGCCGUGUCAUUUUCUUCCUGCCCUGGGAGAAGAUGACUAUCGCUGGCACCACAGACACUCCUACUGAAGUCACAGCUCAUCCCAUCCCAAUGGAGGAUGACAUCAACUUCAUCCUGAGCGAAGUCCGCAACUACCUCAGCCCUGAUGUAGAAGUGCGGCGAGGGGAUGUCCUGGCGGCCUGGAGUGGUAUUCGUCCGCUGGUCACCGACCCCAGCUCCAAAGACACGCAGUCCAUCUGUCGAAACCACAUCGUCAACGUCAGCGACAGCGGGCUCAUCACAAUUGCUGGUGGGAAGUGGACAACCUAUCGUUCGAUGGCCGAGGAGACACUUGAUGCGGCCAUAAAGGCUCAUAACCUCUCAGCCGGACCCAGCAGGACGGUCGGUCUGACACUGGAGGGCGGGAAGGACUGGACUCCCACCCUGUAUAUACGCUUGGUUCAGGACUACGGGCUUGAAAACGAGGUUGCCCAGCACCUGGCAGCCACCUAUGGAGGAAGAUCGUUUGAAGUGGCCAAGAUGGCUCAGGUGACGGGCAAGAGAUGGCCAAUUGUGGGGAAACGCCUUGUUUCUGAAUUUCCCUAUAUUGAGAGUGAGGUGCAGUAUGCUAUAAAGGAGUAUGCGUGUACAGCCAUCGAUGUGAUUUCUCGCAGAACAAGGCUGGGUUUUCUGAACGUGCAGGCUGCGGACGAGGCUCUGCCACGCAUUGUUGAGAUCAUGGGCAAAGAACUGCAGUGGACUGAGCAGAAGAAGAAAGAAGAGCUGGGAGCAGCGAAGAACUUCCUGUACCUGGAGAUGGGUUAUAAAGCUCGCUCUGAACAGCUCAGCAAGACCACCGAGAUCUCACUCACUCCUCAAGAGGUGGCCAGGUAUAAGAAACGCUUUUACAAAUUUGACAAGGAGAGCAAAGGCUUUAUCACAACAGUGGAUGUCCAGCAAGUGCUAGAGAGACUCAGCAUUCAGAUUGACGAAAAUGCUCUCCACGAGAUCCUCAAUGAAGUGGACCUCAACAAAAACGGACAAGUGGAACUGGAUGAGUUCCUGCAGCUCAUGAGCGCGGUUCAGAGAGGUCAGAUCUCCGACAGUCGUCUGGCCAUCUUGAUGAAGACGGCCGAGGAAGGCCUGGAUCUGAGAGGUCCCGUCUCUGUCGACCGCAGCGGAGGAGGCGUCUGAAUCCCGACGGCAAACCCAAACAUCUACCAGACAGAGGCUCCUACCGCAAACUUGGAUAAACACCAAAAAAUGCUGACCACUGUGCCCACGCCGGUCAGAUCACAAGCACAUCCUCUUCAGUCAUUAACCGACCGGCUGGCUGCCUUCGACUACAAUCAUUUUCUGAAAGAAAAGAAUUUGUUUUAGCAUGGUUAUUAAUGAAAAAGAUAUUAUUAGCGCAGAAUAUAUUUAAAAGAGUAUAUAUUUUUUAUUGAAUGCAUGCAGUGCCAUGUUGUGUGAUUUAUUUGCUGAAUAAAACCCCAAUAGAAACCAUCAUAGAAUAUGCUAUGAUUUUAUUAGGUAUUAUUUUGAAUUGUAAUAGCCUUUUGGGUCUCUACUGGUAAUUUUUUGCUCCUUAUUUAUCUUUUUUGCUCUCUAUUAAUCUGUUUUGAGACAUUAUAAACGCAUUAAAACACAUUAUAAGCACAUUAUAACACAUUAUAAACACAUCAAAACACAUUAUAAACCAUUAAAAUGUAGUGUUUUUGAUGGUUUAUAGCAGUGUCUUAGUAUUUGUACACUGUAAAGAAAUGCUGGGUUCUCAAUUCCUUUAUGUUGUCCAAAAUAAAUCGAUUAAGUUAACUUAAUCGUUUUUACAAAUUUAAGUGAGUUCAACAUAAAACUAUUAGGUUGUUCCAAAACAACUUAAGAAAUGUGUUGUUUUAACUCAAUUUGCAAAAAAGUCGUUUGAACGAGCAGCAAAAGUCAUUUAUUGGAAACAAUUAGAACUUCUGUGAUGGUUUCUGUUGUUUUGAUUUUCAACUGGGCUGGUAAGCAUGAAUGGAUUGUUUCUUUAUCCACUGAGCUUUCUGUUGUGCCAUUUUAUUCACGCAAAUGAUUUGCUACUGAACACAGUGAGUUGAGGUUCAAGGGCUGCUGGUGUCUUCUAAGGUAAAUAAUGCACUAUAUGUGAAUUUAUUCGCAGUUUUAUACUGUACACUGCUUAUUCGUCACUGUGCUACAGUGAUGAUUUGUUUUACUUAUUUCAAACCUUCCUCAUGUUUAUGUAUUUAUUCAAAAUCUAUCAUUUCUAUUAUAAUAUAUGUUUUCUUUAAUUAAUGAAUGUUGAUUAUUUAAGGGAUAUUAUACAUCUAGGUGGUAUAUCAACUGUUAGAUGUACAUUAUUCCACUUAUUACACGGCUACUUGUCACAAAAGUAAAUAUUUACACUCAAAACAUUGAUCUGGGCUGUAAUAGUUUACUAACUUUUUAAUUAAAUGUAAUGGUUGCAGAAAGAAAAGUGGCUGAAUACAGCCUACACUAACCUACGUGUAAUUUAGUCACAAAAUGGCACGAAAACAGUCAAGAACAGUGGCAUGAAAAAUAAGCAUAUAAAUAUGGAUAUGAAGAUACUAACUAAUGAUCAGAAUGAUUGGUUGUACAUGGAUGAGCCCAUAUGAAAAAUACUAUAGUAAAUACUAUAACAUUUUUAAACCAGACAUUGGAUUUGAAAUGAAAAUCGGCUUGAUGUUAGAACCCAACAUCAGGCCGACAUCAAGGUUCAAUGUCCAACAUAAAAUCAACCUAAAAUCAACCAAAUAUCAACGUCUAAUCAUAUCACACCUUGACGUUGUGUGGACGUUACCACUAUGACAUCUAUAAAGACAUUGGAUUUUGGUCGCUUUCCAGCACAACCUUAAAUCAACCAAAUAUCAACUUAAUUUGACGUCAUUAUUGGACAUAAAAAAAACAUUGUCCUUAGCUAGACAUUGAAUUUUGGUCAGCAGACAUCACGACCUAACUCUAACCUAAUAUUAACGUCUUAUGAUGCUGUGUGCCUGCUGGAAUACUAUAGUAUUUAAAGUCCACGUGAAAUCCGAAUAUACUAUGUUUAUUUUUAUUUAAAGUUAAUAAUUAAUCUGUGCAAGUUAAUCCACUGGAAAAAAAAAAAGUUUAUUUUGGUAAUCUUCCAUCAAAUUCUGACCAUCUGCUUGCGCGUUUGGAGUGGCAGUCCUUCUGUUGAUGCCAACCUGAGGGCUUCUAUAGGAACUGUAUAACAAUAAACUUUGCCACGCCCAUCUUACCGUUACUUUGCUAUGAGAGAAUUAUGCGCAAAAAGAAAGCCCCGCCCCCUAAUCAAUAUUCUGUUUCGGUUGGAACCAAAUCAACAUACUGAAAUAAAAGUCUCAGUAACUUCCAUUUCACGCAGACUUUAAGUACUUAAAUUAUGCUGUUGUGAUGAUACUAUAGUUGCUAUGGCAACACAGAAAAUAUAUAAAAAUCAGAGCCAUAGAGAGUUGAACAAUGGAAGUCCAAAAUUAUCAAUCAUCAUGUGACUCAGGUCGACUUGAAAGUGUUUCGGUUAGUUUAAAUACUGUUACACUGUAAAAAAUUCUUUCUGCCUUAAAUUUUUAGUUGAAUCAAAUUAACUUUCCUCGUCAUCUCAACUUAAAUCAGUCAAACUGACUAAAAAUGUUUUGUUAAACUUCGUAUAGCCACAAAAAAAUGUUGAAACCUGAUAAUUAAAUUAAGUUCAAGUAACAUAAAAAACAUUUUGUUGUGACUUUUUGUCAUUUAAUUUUUUACAAUGUAGAUAACGUUAAAACAUGCAAAAUCUUAUUUUUAAAAACUCCGUACUUUUCAAAAGUGCAAAACCAACCAUCUUUAGCUGUAACUCGGCUGUAAGUGAUAACUUCUGGGAACUUCCACUAUUGCUGUUGGGGAAAAAACAAAAAAACGAUCAAUUGGAGUCAAUGGAGUUGUCGAAACUUUCUCUCUAUGGCUCUGAGUAAUGUAAAUAAACUACACAAUACUAGUUUUGUACAACUAUGCACUAUAAAAAAUGCUGGGUUCCACAUAAUUCCUUCAUGUUGUCCCAACACAAAUCAAUUAAGUUUACUUAUUUGUUUUUACAAAUUUAAGUGGAUUGAAGAUAAAGCAAUUAAGUUGUCCCAAAAAAAACUCAAUUGUGGUGUUGAAUCAGCUCAUUUUUAAAUAAGUAGUAGUUUAAAUAAGCCAAAUCUGAAGCUUAUCUAACAAAAUAAUUUACGAUAACGGUAAAACUAGUACACCUAAAUUUAUAUGUUAUAGAAAAAUAUUAAAUACAAAUUUUAAGAAGAGGAAAAAUCAAGAGAAGCAAAAAAAAAAAAACAAAUUUAAUUUAGUUGAAAUUUUGGCAAUAUUUUGCUUGACUUUAAAUGUAUAAUCUUUCUGUUUUUAAAUAUGUUUGGUGACUAAAAUAUUAUUUUAAUAAGUAUAUCUGUUUAAUAAAUCUGUUUUGUUUAAAUGCACCAAAAUACAUUGCCAAUAUUCACUGAUCAAUAGAUAAAAAUAUUCAUUUUCAAAAUGGGAUGUACUCAAUUAUGCUGAGCACUGUAUAUACAGUAUAACACACUUAACUAUAAUUCCAAAACACAAUAGUAUUUACUACAGUAUUUUUUAUUAAUCUGAGAGCUUGUCUUAUUAGAUUCAGCAGUUGUUAUCUGGGAAUAACUUACCCAGGAAUGACGUGAUUGGCCAAUCAGAAACAGGUAUUACAGAGAGCCGUGUAAUAAACACAUUUAAUAAUACCGGUUAUUUAUCGGCAUUGAGGGGUUCAAUAAGGAGCCAUUACAUCUUAAGAAACUUUCCAUUCCACGAAAGGUUCUUUAUAGUGGAAUAUUUUAUGAUUGUUUAAAGAAAAACUUAAGAAUUGUGCACUGAAAUAUUCAUUGGAGAACAUACGUACAUGUAGGCUCCAUUUUGAAACCUUUACUUUUAAGAGUGUAUGUAGUUGUAUUUUGUCCAGAUCAGUUAUUUUAUAUUGUCUUAAUCAGGUUGUGUCCAGUCUUUUCAUUGGCUCUGAUUCAACAGAAGUGUUUUUACAGUUAUAAUUAGAUUUAAGAGCGUUUGUUAUUUUUUUUCUUAAUCCUUGCCUGGACAAGUAAUCGGUUAUCCAUUAAUCCUGAAAUAAUAUGGAACAUUAUAAAUGAUGCAAAUGAUAUAGAGGAGAACAGGGAAUCUACUUACGUGCCUUACUUUUUAAAGGGAUAACUAUAGUUUACUCCAAAUUUAGAGUCAUUUUUUAUCAUGAGACUCUUUGAUGUGAAAAAAAGAGAGAAGAUAUUCUGAGGAAUGUUAGUGUGAAAAUUGUAUAGGAUACCUAUUGACUUCCAUUGUGUUUUUUUCCUUAAAAUAAAAGUAAAUGAGAAUUGAUACCAUUUGGUUUCCAACAUUCUUCAAAAUGUCUUCUUUUACUGUUGAAAGUAGUCAAAUUUGGAUGAACUGUGCCUUUAAAAAGUCACUUUUGCAUGUCGAAACGCACAGUCCGAUAUACACUAAUAACUCAGUCUUUAACUUUAUUUUUUAUUGAUUUAUUUCAGAAGACAGAACCGGCUUUUUAAUGAGCUUGGAUGCUUUAAGCUUGAUGAUAUAAAUGAAUAUUAUUUUGUACAUUAAGGCUGCUGUGAUUUUAUAUUCCGUUUUGAUUCAUUAACAUAAUGUUUUUUAAAGCAAAAAGACCACAAAGAUUGUCAUGGAUCUUCCAGGAUCACUGUAUUGUUUGUGAGUAAGAGAGGAACCGCUGACUUUUAACACAUGAGAGCAGAUGCAGUUUAUCUAAUUUAUUGUUUGUCCCGACAGGAUGUAAUUUCAGCCUGAUCCUGAUUGAAAGAGAUUCAUAUUUUGUGAAAACAGAAUGUAGAGGAAAUCAAUCUGCAAUGCCUGAGAAACACAAUUCUGUAAUUAAAUGUAUCUGGUUGCCUU